CGCGACGAAAGCUGUCGCGGUGAAUGUCGCCAGGCUUCCAUUUCCGAGGAUCCUAACAUACAUCGCACGUACAGCAUGGUCGUCAGCCUGCUUGCAUCGCCAACACACUAUCCGCCGGGCGCCGAGGGCAAACAGCGACUGUGCGCGCUGACGCAUCAGAUCAUAGAAGACACCAUCGUCUUUACCAUUGAACUCACGCAUGCACCUGAUAACCGUCUGGUCCCCGAGCUGCUCGGCGCCUAUAGCACAGCUCUUGACGACGCCGAGAGAAUUUGGCGUGCUGAUGUCGACGAGGAGCUAGAGGGUGGGCCCGGCAAAGGUCAAGCUGCUCUCAUCACAAUCGGGCUGCGCGACAAAGAUCGCUUUUUCUCCAACGGCCUCGACCUUGACAGGGUCAUGACGACAGAGGGCUUCUUCACAGAUCACUAUUAUCCAAUCGUCAAGCGGAUACUCACCUUUCCGAUGCCCACUAUUGCAGCCCUGAAUGGACACACUUUCGCUGGCGGACUGCUCAUCGCCAUGUGUCACGACUACCGCGUGGCCAAGAAUCUGGAGGGCAAAGGCCGCAUCAUGCUCGCGAUGAACGAAGUCGAUUUUGGCGCUCCCAUUCCGCAAGGCAUGAUCACGACGCUGCGUGCAAAGAUGACGCCGAACACGUUCAGAGACGUCUGCGUGCUAGGCACGCGAUUCUUUGCGCCAGAUGCACUCAGAGCGGGGCUCGUUGAUCAUCUCGCCGAAUCUGCAGACGAUUGCUACAGGAAAUCUGUCGAGCUCGCAACGAGGAUGGGUGUCAAGUCCGCCAAGUCUGCUGUCGGCAUGAUCAAGGUCGGCAUGUACCACCACGUCCUGGCAGACAUUGCUGCGGACCCAGGUAAUAACGAUCUCGGACCGGGAGGCGACAUUGCGCCAGCCUGGGAGCGGCUGGGCGAAGUGCCCAAGUGGCAGGAGCAAAAGGCCAAGCUCUAGAUCAUCAUCUGCAAAGAUUGUACAUGCUCAUGCAGUCUCGGUCUCUAUCGUGGUACCGCGAC
This is a messenger RNA of Mixia osmundae IAM 14324, 1028 nucleotides long. RefSeq lists its product as uncharacterized. Gene Ontology annotation, biological process: fatty acid beta-oxidation. The coding region runs from base 76 to 966 and encodes 296 amino acids. The record is from RefSeq and is a predicted model, not a curated record. Gene Ontology annotation, molecular function: delta(3)-delta(2)-enoyl-CoA isomerase activity; enoyl-CoA hydratase activity. Gene Ontology annotation, cellular component: peroxisome. The transcript has 4 exons. NCBI's taxonomy places the organism in Eukaryota, Fungi, Basidiomycota, Mixiomycetes, Mixiales, Mixiaceae.